CCGUUCCUCGCGAAGAUGACGUCCCGCCUGCGCGGCCCUUCGGCGGUGAAGGACACGCCGAGGGCCGCCUCGUUCACCAAGGAUCAUUUCCAUCGAAGCGAGCCGGAAGUGCUCUCCAGCCAGUCGUGCAAGAACGGCGGGCGCAGCAAUCGUUAUCAUUUCGGUAUGUCAAAGCAGCACGACAACAAGGCAGAACGGAACGGACAGGAGUAUAAUAAGAACCUCGCAGAAUCGAAAGAAAACAGUGUCGAUCUGUUGUACAAGAAGAGCAGAGAACACUUCGGUUCUUGGGACGUCGUCAAGGACGUCGUUCAGGAUGAUGCGAGAAAAUCAAGAAGGCAGGAUCUUGAGGACACGCAAUUGACGAAUGGAAAAUUUAAAAGUGAACCGGUGAGUGCGAAGCUGAAUAAAUCGCCGGAAUACCGAGACGAAGGAUACGUCGGAUCCUUGCCGAGGGAAGGCCGACAAAGAGGCGAGUCUGUCGAACGAGAGCUCAAUGGUUCUCAUAAAUCGAAGAUAAAAGAGUCGUGGGAGGAUGAAACGGAGUCGAGGACUCGAGGGAGGACAUCUAAGAUUAACAAGAGCAAUAAUAGUAACAACGACUCUACGCAAUCCGUCGAUGAAAGGGAUAUACUGCUUAAAGAGAUCGAAAAUUUAGCUAUCGAUGGCAGUCAAUCGCCAGAUCGUAGAAUCCAGGCGAUGAUCGAGCGAUUAAAAUCGCGAGAAGAGAGCAAGUUACGAUUCAGAAGAGAACAGAGAUCGGCGAGUCCUGAAAAGGAAGCGCACGUCACGACGAAAAGCGACGGCAGGAAUGACCCACGAUCGCCGAUCAUCGAUCAUCUGUUCGAUAAUCUGUCUAACGAUCGAGGUAGGAAAAUGAAGGAUGAUCGCGAGUCCAAGUUGCGCGGAAAACCCGAUCGAGAAGAGGAUGCUGACCGACGCGAACGAUCCGCUGAUCGAAGAUCGAAAAGCAUCGAGAGGCAGAACGAAGCUCGCGAGCCUCGAAGAGACGACAGUUUCCGAAAAAUGAGCGAUGCCUACAACGCCGAGAAAAAUUACAGAAGAUCGAUAGAAGACGAAGAAGCUCAAUCGUCAUCGAGAGAUAAUUUGAAGAGGAGGAGUUAUACUUAUGAAGGUUUGCCGGAAGAUUUUGACGUAAGGAUACAGAGAUACGACAGGGCUCUCGUCGAACCUAGAAGAGAUCUAGAUAGAAGUUCGCCCAGACGAAGUUCGCCUAGAAGUUCACCUAGACGGAAUUUGUCCAGAGAACUCAGUUUGGACAGAAAGGAAUCUCUGAGGGAGUACGAUCGAGAACCGAUAACCAAGAAAAAUUCCUUCAAAGCUGAAUCCAAGAGAGCGACCAGCAAGGAUCGCGGUGAGUCGAAUCUGAUCAGAAAGACAUCGUUGAAAGAUCGGGAUAACGACGCGUACAAGAAGCACAUUUCGAAAAAUCAAUAUGAUACUUCAAUCAGAUAUUUUGGCAAGGAUCAAGAAGAUCUACCUUGUAAGGAUUCCUUUAAAGACUUAAACACGGAUGUAAAUAGAAAGGGUUUUUUCAAGGUACGAGACAGUGAGUUCGACAGAACUUUCCUAAAAGAUCAGCACGACGACGUGGAAAGAAAAGUCUCCAUGGAACACGCAGGUGGCGUCAGCAGGAUUGUCUUGAAAAAUUUCGAUGACGAAUCGAACAGAAAUAACUUUAAGAAUAUAAACGAGGAUUCUGGGAAAAAGAAUUCGUUUAGAGAAAAGAAUGUCGAGUUCGGCGGGAUUUCCUACAAAGAUCGUGAGAGUAAUUCAGAGAGGAGGAAAAACAGCUUCAAAAAUGAUGACAAAGAAUUCGGGCGAACAUUGUAUCACGAUUAUGAGAAUAACAUCGAUAGGAAAACUGCGAACGAUCGAUAUAUCGAGUUUGGUAAAGUAUCCUUUAAGACGCAAGACGAUGAGCUACGCGUUUCGAGUCCUUUCAAGGAAGAGGAUAACGAGACGAUAGUCAGAACGAGUUCCUUCAAGGAGCACGACAGUUUUCCGAGGAGACGUGCGUCCUUGCGAAGUAGAGAUCGCGAAGUAUUCGAGAAGAAAUCAGACAGACAUUCGAAAGCGUUGACGCCACCGAAGAAAGAUGAGGCAGAGAAUAAUGCCAAGGACUCGAAGAAUUUUUGUGCCAAGUCUUGGUACGAAAGCAAUCGAAUAUUCUCCGCCAAAUAUCUGCGGGAUCACAGUAAGCUGCGGAGUACUCAAGAAGGACGUCUCGACGCUGACGUUUCGCCCGAGCGCGGAUUCCUGGUCCUGCAAGAUAUGCGAGGCGAUACGGUCACGGAGACAUCCGCGAACGAUCUUGAGGAAAAUCGAUUCGAGACGCGCGGCAGGAUCGACUCCGGUGACAAGGAUUCGUCGCGAUUUUCCUCGACUCGCGAUCGCAACGGCGCCACGAUCAUCAGAAUACGAUCGUCGGAGGAUUCUGGCGGCGUGACGGAGAGGCGCCGUCGGCGCCGUCCCGCGCAGGAAAUAUGCGCGGUUAGACGCAAGAAAUACGAGGACGAUGAUGAAGACAGCGACGAGGACGAAGAGGAGGAUCGCUGGCGAAGGACUCGAAGGGACGGCGGAAUCCUGCCAGGAAGAGGCGGCGGCGGCGGCGGCGACGCCGGCGGCGACGCGACGCCCUCGAGAACGGUCUGGAACUACCGCGAAGGGGGUGUUCUCAUCACGGAUGUCGAAGAAGGGCAGCCUUGUUUGCAAUGUGGAGAAACAUGUUCCGGAUUUUCAUCGCAUGCUUGGAGAAAAAACUGUACUAGCUGCAAGUGUCCGCGGGAAGCCCACGAUGUCUGCCACGAGGAAUGGGCAUCUGUCAGAUCUCGUUUGGGACUUAAAGGUGACGAGUCGAACGGACCCAUCGGUAUGGAUCCCAGAGAAAGAGGUCUCGCUUGGGCACCCCCUGGACUUCCAUCGCAUAAGGUGGAAGAAUAUUUUUCGAUGUUACCGGAGAUCGCUGUACCAAGACUCGGUACGCCCGGCGAACGGCACAGAGAUCGUCAAUUGGCGAUCCAGCUGCCUAAACAGGACUUAGCAAGGGCCUACUGUCGUCACUUGGAUCCCAAACAUGCCAGUAGCGCCGACGAUUUUAUGGCCGCCAGGAAUGAGAUCGCCUUGGAUAUUGGUAGCGUGCAGGAAGUUCUUGAGAGAGAUCUCGAGUGCGGUGUGUGCGGAUCGUCCCUGAAAUACGGCAGCCUCGCUGUGUCAGCCAGUAAACUGGGUCUUCUCUAUCAUCCAGCGUGCUUUAGAUGCGCGGAUUGCAAAGAGCUCCUGGUCGAUCUCGCUUAUUGCGUGCAUGACGACACGCUUUUCUGCGAGAGGCAUUAUGCGGAACAACUUAAGCCGAGAUGCGCUGCGUGCGACGAGUUGAUUUUCAGUGGCGAGUACACAAAGGCGAUGAACAAGGAUUGGCAUAGCGGCCACUUCUGUUGCUGGCAAUGCGACGAAUCCUUAACAGGACAGCGCUACGUUCUCAGAGACGAGCAUCCUUACUGCAUUAAGUGCUACGAAAGCGUUUUCGCCAAUGGCUGCGAGGAAUGCAACAAAAUCAUCGGCAUCGACUCUAAGGAUCUGUCGUACAAGGAUAAGCACUGGCAUGAGGCCUGCUUCCUCUGCAACAGGUGCAGAGUAUCCUUGGUGGACAAACAGUUCGGUAGCAAGUUGGACAAGAUCUAUUGCGGCAACUGCUACGAUGCCCAAUUCGCCAGCCGUUGCGAUGGAUGCGGCGAGAUCUUCCGUGCUGGCACCAAGAAGAUGGAGUACAAGACCAGACAGUGGCACGAGAAGUGCUUCUGCUGCGUGGUCUGCAAGAAUCCGAUCGGCACGAAGAGCUUCAUCCCGCGCGAGCAGGAAAUUUAUUGUGCCGGAUGUUACGAGGACAAGUUCGCCACCCGAUGUGUUAAGUGCAAUAAGAUCAUCACCAGCGGCGGCGUGACAUACAAGAACGAGCCAUGGCACAGAGAUUGCUUCACCUGCAGCAACUGCAACAACUCCCUGGCGGGACAACGAUUCACAUCGCGCGAUGACAAACCAUACUGCGCCGAUUGUUUCGGCGAGCUCUUCGCCAAGAGGUGCACUGCUUGCUCCAAGCCGAUCACCGGUAUCGGUGGUACUCGCUUUAUCUCAUUCGAGGACAGGCACUGGCAUAACGAUUGCUUCAUUUGCGCGGGCUGCAAAACUUCGCUGGUCGGACGUGGCUUCAUCACCGACGGCGACGACAUCAUCUGCCCUGAAUGCGCCAAGAUGAAGCUGAUGUAAAGCGCGCGGCUUCACGACGACGAGAAUGAAAGCGGGAUCGAGCGGAGGGAGGAGCGGAGGGAGAGAAAGGAUGAGGAGCAAGAUGCACUUCCGACGCGGAAUCCGUCAAACGAAUUCCGUUGCACGCCAUAAUACCGUCGUCGCGAUUUUACUGGCCGACAAUUCGGGCUUGAAACGAAUGCAGCACGCAGACGGUAGAGAACUUCGCACAUCGAGAGACGAGAUCGCGGGGAGACGUAAUAAAAAUUAUAAAUAGACAAAAAAAAAAAAGAAAGAAGAAGCUUUGCAUCGCGAUAAUUUUUAUUAUGAAUAACCGACGUGUUUUGAUGAAAUUUUCCGCGCCGAUUUUUUUUUCGAGAUGAUAACAAGGCUCGAGAAUCCUCUGGUCAAGUCUUUAUCUUGAUCAGCACAGUGAUUUCACGAUCGUCGAUUGAUCGUUCGGAAAGGAAGGCGGCGCGAAAGUACGCGAGAGUCGUUUCUAGCUUCGUAGUCGUAGCGACAUUAGUCUAUUCGUUAUUUCGUUCUGCGUGUAUUUAUGCGAACACUGUCGCGAAUCAGCUUGUGUUCGAAAUCGACCUGCUCGACCUCAUCGUGUCGGGAUAUCGGAAAACGAAAGAGGCGUGAACGGGAGAGAAAAAAA
Pogonomyrmex barbatus (red harvester ant) is the source of this 4927-nucleotide messenger RNA. RefSeq names its product Limpet. Lineage: Eukaryota; Metazoa; Arthropoda; Insecta; Hymenoptera; Formicidae. Gene Ontology annotation, cellular component: nucleus; Z disc. Gene Ontology annotation, molecular function: zinc ion binding; transcription coregulator activity. The record is from RefSeq and is a predicted model, not a curated record.